GGGUAAACCACGCCAGACUCGUUCCUCAUCACCUCCACCACCACCACCACCACAACCAUCAUGGACUAUGACCACACCCAAGACAUCCUGGGCCAAUUGCCCUUACUGAAAUCCUACUCUCACAUGCUCCUCAUCUUCCCACUCGCGAACGAUGUAGCACGCCAUCAGAUCGAGACAGCCCUGGAGUCGGCCAUCCACCAACUCAUCGCCGGCUUCCCCUUCCUCGGCGGCAAAGUCGUCCGCGAGGGCCAAACGCCAUCUUGCUCGGGCGCCUUCAUCGUGCGUCCUCACAUCCCAUGGCAGGCACCCGAUCAUAAGUUCCUGCGGGUGGAGGAUCGGACGCACGAGGUCGCAUCGCUUGCCGAGUUGCGUGCGACGGGGUGGCCGACCACCUCGCUGCCGACUGUGCUGGCCCCUCCUCGCCCGGCCUUUCCGCAGCCCUAUCUCGACGACGACAACGAGACGAACCCAGCGCCCGUGCUGGACUUCCAGCUUAACUGGAUCGAGGGCGGCCUGAUUCUGGCCAUCGCGGCCCAGCACAACAUCAUCGAUGGGAACGGGAUGUUCCAGAUCAUCAACCUGCUGGCAUACCGUCUCCGCGACGAGCCGUUCCCGGAGCAAGCCAUGCGCGAGGGCAACAUCGACCGAUGCACCCUCAUCCCUCUGCUCAAAGACGACGAGCCCAUGGACGAUCACAGCGAGCUGAAGCCGGCGAUUGUUCCCGGACUGUCGUCGGGCCCGAUCACACCGGAGAUGCAAGCCUACAUGGCAACCUUCAAAUGGCGGGCGGUGCGAUUCAGCGAGACGUCCAUGACCAAGAUCCACCAGAAGGCUGCGCCGCCCGCACCAGUCGAGUCGACAUCCACCGACCAAGAGAAGGAGAAGAUCACCCCCAACGACGCCCUGACCGCAUUCCUGUGGCAACGGCUCAUCACUCUGCGCCUCCCGCACCUGCCCCCCUUCCUACAAGCGUCCACCUCCAAAAUCACCCGCGCGCUGGACCUCCGGCGCACCAUCAACCUCUCACCCUACUACAUGGGCCACAUGGUGCGCACGGCCAACCUGCGUCUGCCCCUCACGGAGAUCGCCUCGCUGCCGCUGUAUGAUCUGGCCGUCAGGCUACGGAGACACACCAGGUCACUGCACAACGUGCACGCCACGCGCAGCUACGCGACAUUCCUGGCCAACGAGGAGGAUAAGAGCAAGGUCGCGUACGGGGGCGCCUUCAACCCGUUGACGGACUUCUCGUGCUCGAGCAUGGCCCACGUCGCGGUGCCGGUGUUUGGGCCGCUGGGGAAGCCGCAUGCGAUCCGGCGGCCCUCGUUUGAGAUCCCCUUGCCGUGUGCGUGCUAUGUCGCGCCGGUGAUCGACGAGGGGGAUGAGGAGGGAGGGUGGGAGGCGUUGUUGUGCCUGAGUGAGCGGGACUGGGCGUUGCUCAAGGCAGACGACGAGUGGAAUGAGGUGGUGCGUUAUAUUGGUUGAUCCAUGAGGAUGAUGCGGAUCAACCAGGUUGCGCGUAUUCAGCGCAGGAAUUAUGGGAUAUGAGCGAUGAGCGAUGAGCGAUGAGCGAUGAAGCCACGAGUCGAUGUUAAGUAGUUCAAGUAAACCAGAAUGAGAUCAGUUUCGGGCUGCCUGC
Molecule: messenger RNA, 1636 nt
Organism: Aspergillus fijiensis CBS 313.89
Lineage: Eukaryota; Fungi; Ascomycota; Eurotiomycetes; Eurotiales; Aspergillaceae
Exons: 1
Coding region: 61-1482 (473 amino acids)
Source: RefSeq, a predicted model, not a curated record